Messenger RNA from Brassica napus (rape), 2992 nucleotides. Its product is annotated as F-box protein At1g69090-like. Lineage: Eukaryota; Viridiplantae; Streptophyta; Magnoliopsida; Brassicales; Brassicaceae. The transcript has a single exon. Bases 345 to 1448 code for a protein of 367 amino acids. Gene Ontology annotation, molecular function: protein binding. The record is from RefSeq and is a predicted model, not a curated record.
GCCAAAAUUUUAAUUAGAAUUAAAUGAAAUAUGAAUUUAUUAGAGAUGGUCCAAUUUUAAAACAAAAAUCACACUUGAAUAGAAAUUAUGAUUUAUAUUUUAAUAAAAUAAAUAUCAUUUAAAAAAAGAAGGAGAUUCUUGUCCUUUUUAGAUUGUAGAUGAUCUGCACCAUAAUGAUCAUCUAUAUUCAUCAUAUGUUCUACAUAUUCUGCUGUUUAAAUAAUUUUUUUUACUAUAUAUAUAUCUUAUAGACAUGAAUCAAAUUAAGGUUUUUGAUAGAGUGAAAACUAAAAAUCUAAUAUUUUCUCCCAAACCGAAGGCUUAGCCGUCAAGAUUUUUGUGAGAUGGCUUCACCACCGUUGUUAGCCUUAGCCCAAUCUCCUCCUCGUUGCUGGUCCGAGCUUCCUCUAGAUCUGAUGCAACUGAUUUUCGAACGCCUUAGCUUUACUGAUUUCGAAAGAGCUAAAUUGGUUUGUUCAUCUUGGCAAACUGGUUCAAGACAAUCUAAGCCAAACAAUAAGAUCCCUUGGAUGAUUUUACUCCCCGAGGAAAAGAGUUACUGUCUCUUGUUCAAUCCUGAAGAUAGAGAAGAAAAGCUCUACAAAACUGGCGACUACUUUUCAAAUAAUAUUUAUUGUAUGGCGACUUGUAGAAGCUGGCUUUUGAUGGAUCCUAGUUAUGAAAACAAGGAACACCCUGUUUAUAUUUUUAAUCUCUUAACCCGCGAGAGGAUCAAUCUACCUCUUACUACACCAGAACGACUUUACUCCGCCAUAUUGUGGAUAGACGAUAAAACCAAAGAUUACCUUGUUAUAGGAAAAACUCUGGCUUAUGUAAAGAAAGGUUAUAACUCGUGGAAACAAAUCUCGAAUGGUAUCCAAAACCAAGAAGACAUGGUAUUCAAAGAUCACAAGCUCUAUUUUCUCACCAAUGAUGAACUCCAUAUUUUCGACUUUUCUGGUGAAUUUCCGCUACAACUUUCCAGAGCUAGCCUAGGAGGAGGGGGACGCGUGGAUAAAAUAUUUAGCUUCAGGAUGAGAUUCCCUGGAGUUCCAUGGUAUGUCCAAAAGGUUCGCAAGAAGAAAAAUGUGGUUCUCACUGUACGAGGAGAUGUCUUAAUUGUUAAGAGCAAAAAUCCUGCUAUGUCCGAGACAUGGACCUUUAAAAUCUUCAAAAUGGAUUCAUCAUCAAAGGGCUUGGAGGAAAUUUAUUCGUUGGGAGAUGAGGCGAUUAUUUUGGAUUUGGGUAUUACAGUGCUUGCUAAGGACCAGGAAGGCGUCAUUAGUAACUCUAUUUACUUCACUGAUGAAGAGAUACAUUGGUACGCCACUGAAAUCUUUGUAUUCAAUCUGGAUACCAAAAAGGUUGAACAACUACCACCACUAGUUUCUUCAUGUGCUUCAUUCUCUAGAGCUCGUUGGUUCUUACCAAGUUUCAGGAUUGAUUGAUGAUCCCUAUCUAUAGGUGUUUCUCUUGGUUGCUUUACUAAUAACUAGCAUAUAAUUUCUGGAAGUGAUUUUAUUUUGGGAAAAUUGCCAAAAGAGAACAAAAAAAUCAGGUUGUUGUCCCUUUAGUAUAAAACUAAUUUUGUCUAGUUUUUCUCUUUUUUAGCCUUUGUAUUUCUGAAAACUAAUGAAAUAAAUAAUUUUAUGAAUCAAAAAAAUUAUUAAAAAUAUAAACAAUUAAUAAAACAUCCAUAUACACAAGCUGGUAAUUUUCUUUUGCUCAAAAACUUGGUAAAUAAGAUUAUUAAAAUACGUUCUACUAAAAGUAGAAUGCGUCUUCUAUGAAAAAUGGUAUAGUAGAAAACGAUUUCUAAAAUAAACACGUUCAUCUACUUCUUUUAGAACGUUCAUUUUACUAUUUACUAAAUUUCUAAAAAAGAGGAAUGCACAUUCUCCUAAUCGUAAAAGUAUCCACUUUCCUUCCAAAUGCAUCUUCUACUUUUAUAAAGUAUUCUAAAUUUCGAGGAAUGUGUUUUCUACAAUGUAAUCUUACGUCUACUCAAAGUAGAAAGUGUAUUCAGAAUUUUUAUCAUUCUUCUAAACUUUUAGAAGUCGCCUUCUACGGAUAAGAAUACUUGGAUUUUUGCGAAAAUUAAUGAAAUUUCAGUUAAGAAAAUAUUCUAAAAAUCUCUUAGAAAUAUUUUAACUUUCUAAAACGUGUUACGGUCGAUUUUACUUGAAAAAUUAAAAAAAAAACGAUUAUUCCUUCUCUUCUUCAUCAAUCUAUGGUUUUUCCAUAGUUUUUCUUUUGAUUCUUCUCACAAACUCUUGUUCUCUAUGAUGCAUAUCUAUACCUCUUUUUUUUUCGAUUGCCUUUCAACUGUUUUUUACCUUUUUUCCAUUAACUUUUUUUUUUAAAAUUCAAAUUAACUUUUAAAUUGUGUUUAAUUAGAUUAAAUAUAGGGUUAGUUUUGGGAUUAUGAGAAAAAAUAUACUAUUGAGACAACUUUAUGUUGGUUUUAUACUAAAGGGACAACAACCUUGUUUUUUUGUUCUCUUUUAGCAAUUUUCCCUUUUAUUUUUAAGUAUAAAAAAAUAUUAAUAACUGUUCUUAUAUGAAAAAUUAACAAAUGUUUUUGAAUAAUUCAAGUGGAACCUAACGAAAUAAAAAAACAUAUUGAUGAACAAGUGAUUUUCCAUUUGAAAAAAUCAUGGUGAGAAAGUUUUAGGUGAGACUGACAAGUAGAAAAUUGAUCGAACAGUUGGUACUUUUAAGCGUUUUUCUUUGUUUUAUUUCUCAGACUUAUGUUUACUAUUUUCUACGAUUAUUUCAGUUAUUGGAUUUAUGGAUUUAUUUUGUAUUUAUAUGAAAAUCGACUUUCAGACCUUUUUAGAGAUUUUGAGAUAUAAGUUGUUGAUUAGUAACACGCCGGUCUCGAGUGUUGAUGAGACGUGUGUUACAUUUUGGUAUCCUUAUACUAUUCUAGAUCAAACACGCUUAAUUCAGAAGUUCUAAAAAAAUAUGUCCCUAAAAAAUAAGUGUAUUU